Messenger RNA from Cataglyphis hispanica, 1572 nucleotides. Its product is annotated as PR domain zinc finger protein 5-like. The record is from RefSeq and is a predicted model, not a curated record. NCBI's taxonomy places the organism in Eukaryota, Metazoa, Arthropoda, Insecta, Hymenoptera, Formicidae. Gene Ontology annotation, biological process: regulation of transcription by RNA polymerase II. The transcript has 6 exons. Gene Ontology annotation, cellular component: nucleus. Bases 263 to 1213 code for a protein of 316 amino acids. Gene Ontology annotation, molecular function: DNA-binding transcription factor activity, RNA polymerase II-specific; RNA polymerase II transcription regulatory region sequence-specific DNA binding.
AUGGCCGAAUUGAUUUUUUCGCGUCUCCUGUACACGCUUAUGUCUCGUGAAACAAGUUAUUUUUUCAUAUGAAAUUGUAAUGUAAUAACAAGAGCAACAAGCACGAAGAAAAGAUCGGUGUUAGAUUCUCUAUAUUGAACAACUAUUCAUCAUAAUUUGCUUCGAAUUUUAGUGAUACGCGCGUUCCACAGUCUGACAGUCUUCCGUGAUUUUUUUCGAUGUUUUUCCCCGUUUUUACGAAUUUGACAGUGUCACGAGUCAAAUGAGUACCGAAGGCCAGCAUAAUUGUGUUCUGUGCGACGCCAAGUUGGGAUCCAAGGAGGCAUUACAGGAACAUUUUAGAAAACAUGCGAAUAAAGAGAUAGACACACGAGGGAGACUUAUGAAGAACUGCAAAAAUGCUGACACUCAAUGCGAUAUAUGUGACAAAUCAUUUGAUACAAUAACUGCAACGAUAAGACACAGAUUUAAGAUGCAUCCUAAUUCACCAACCAAAUUUUAUUGCUCUUAUUGUGGAAAACAAUUUCCUUUACGGACUCAUAGGGAUAACCAUCAAAUCUCACACGACUCAUCAGAAAGUAAGAAAAUAGAGCAACAUAGGAAAUGCAUGGAUUGUGAUAUGUUAUUUUACAAUGAAAGAGCUCUGGAUUAUCAUUAUCGUUCCAUCCACAAAAGAAUGGUAUAUUUGUUUCAACCUAUAGCCACUCCUCCGCCUAGCAAUAAAAUCAAAUUAAACUCUAUGAAUGAUGCACUAAGUGUAUACUAUUGUCAUUUGUGCGGUGCUGAAUAUGUUAUAAAGUUUAACUUGCAACAGCAUCUGGAGAAGGCACACACUAGAAAGGAAAGAGAAAAUAUGCCGGAAGACUUAAUCAAGUGUACAGUGUGCUCGGCAUUAUUUUAUAACAAAAAGGCCUACAAUGUUCACAACUCUUACCAUCAACCGAAUGAUCUAUAUGUAACUUCGGAACAGCAGAGAGUGCAGACAGUAACCAAAGUCGAUCAAGACUUUGACAUUAGAAGAGUGGAAGCUGUAGCUGAUAAAUAUAUACCGCGACCUAAAAGACCGCUCAAGCACCAAACAAAGCUAAAUAAGAUGCGGAAGACAGAAACAGAGGAAACAAAAAGCGAGAGCUCUUCGGAUGAUCCUGUGGGCACUAACGAGUCCAGCGAUUCUGAGAGCGAUAUUCCACUGGAACAAAGAGUUGCCAGCUAACAGAGAUUUUUUUUCUAAUCAUAAAGGGUUUCUAUUUUGUUUUGAGGAAACAUUGUUAUAAGAGAAGUUUAUACGAAAACUAUUGCACUCAAUAGUUAUCAAGCUGAUUUAUGUGAGAGUUUUCUUUUGAUAAUUGUUAUGCAUGUUAAAGAUUUAGAUAUGUGAUAGUAGAAAGGCAAAUGUUUGUAUUCACAUUUUUCAGACCGCGUUGAAGAAGUAAGAUAGUUAUAAUUGAUCAUGAUUAAUUAUGAUAAUUUACUAAUUAUAUAUAACCUUUGCGCAACAGCUUUAUAUAUCAUAUAUCUUUUUAUACAUUAAUCCUGUCAUAUAUCUUGAAUAUGAUUCAAUUCUUUUUUUUA